This is a messenger RNA of Coniophora puteana RWD-64-598 SS2, 1059 nucleotides long. RefSeq names its product ferrochelatase. NCBI's taxonomy places the organism in Eukaryota, Fungi, Basidiomycota, Agaricomycetes, Boletales, Coniophoraceae. The record is from RefSeq and is a predicted model, not a curated record. The transcript has 4 exons. Gene Ontology annotation, biological process: heme biosynthetic process. The coding region runs from base 1 to 1059 and encodes 352 amino acids. Gene Ontology annotation, molecular function: protoporphyrin ferrochelatase activity.
AUGCUUAACAUGGGCGGCCCCUCGACCGUCCCCGAGACACACGACUUUCUCAAAAACCUCUUCAUGGACGGCGACCUCAUCCCCCUCCCCUUCCAGCGCGUGCUCGCACCCAUCAUCGCCAGGCGCCGCACGCCCCAAAUCGAAAAGCAGUACGCGGACAUAGGCGGCGGCUCGCCCAUCCUGCGCUACACCGAGUUCCAGGGCGAGAAGAUGUGUGAGCUCCUCGACGAGCUGCACCCCGAGACUGCGCCGCACAAGAACUACACCGCGUUCCGGUACGCGAACCCGCUCACGACCGAGACGGCGAGGCGGAUGAAAGAGGACGGCGUGAGGCGGGCGGUCGCGUUCACGCAGUAUCCGCAGUACAGCUGCAGUACCACCGGGAGCAGUCUGAAUGAGAUAUUCCGGAGAGGGCGGGCAGGGGAGAUUGGCGAUAUUGAGUGGAGCGUCAUUGACCGGUGGGGGACGCAUCCCGGGUUCGUGGAGGCCGUCGCUCAAAACAUCGAAGCGACCCUUUCUCAGUACGAGCCAUCCAAACGGAAAGACGUCGUUCUCCUCUUCUCGGCACACUCGCUGCCCAUGUCUGUGGUGAACCGGGGAGAUCCCUACGUCCCGGAGGUCUCGGCCUCGGUGAGCGCCGUCAUGGACCGACUGGGGCACUCGAAUCCGUACCGCCUGGUCUGGCAGUCUCAGGUGGGGCCUUCGGCCUGGAUGGGCAUGCAGACUGGAGAGGCAGUCAAGGGUCUGGCGCGCCUGGGUAGGAAGAACGUUGUGCUCGUGCCGAUUGCUUUCACGAGCGAUCAUAUCGAGACGCUGUACGAGAUCGACUUGGAGUAUAUCCAUGAAGGCAAAGAGCUUGGUAUGGAUAUUCGGAGAGCGGAGUCAUUAAACGAGUCGCCCGUAUUUAUUCGCGCGCUGGCUGAUAUUGUCACGAAACAUCUCAAGGACUAUUCUGCAGGGAAGGGUCCUACGAGUGUGCAGCUGGACCUUCGGUGUCCGGGGUGCACCAAUGUUACUUGUGCCCAGCAGAAAAGCUGGUUCGCGCGCGGCGGUCGUUGA